Gasterosteus aculeatus aculeatus (three-spined stickleback) is the source of this 2941-nucleotide messenger RNA. The record is from RefSeq and is a predicted model, not a curated record. Lineage: Eukaryota; Metazoa; Chordata; Actinopteri; Perciformes; Gasterosteidae.
UGAAGGCGGCAGAGCGCAGCGCCGUGCGCGCUGGAUGAGGGAGAUUAUCCUCCUCGUCAGCACGCACCGAGCGACCGGCGGCCGCUGCUCGACGCGAAAUGGGGAACGCCGACACCAAACUCCACUUCAGGAAGGCGGUGAUUCAACUCACGACCAAGACGCAGCCCGUAGAACCCUCAGACGAUGCCUUCUGGGAUCAGUUCUGGGCCGACACCUGCACCACCGUCCAGGACGUCUUCGCUCUGGUGCCGGCCGCAGAGAUCAGAGCCGUCAGGGAGGAGUCUCCAUCCAACCUGGCAACCCUCUGCUACAAGGCCGUGGAGCGCCUGGUUCAGGCUGCCGGCUGCGGCUGCCCGUCGGACAGCGAGCGGCAGGUGGUCCUGAACUGCAGCCGCCUGCUCACGCGCGUCCUGCCCUACAUCUUCGAGGACGCCGACUGGAGAGGCUUCUUCUGGUCCACGGUGCCGGGGGCCGGGGCCUCCGGGCGGUUGGACGAAGAUGGCGACGAAGACGAAGCUCGGCCGCUGGCGGAGUCGCUGCUGUUGGCCAUCGCCGACCUGCUCUUCUGUCCGGACUUCACGGCUCAGAGCCACAAGAAGGGCGGCCCGGACUCGGCUGCCGAGGACAUCGGAUCCAUAGACAGCUGCGAGUACAUCUGGGAGGCCGGCGUCGGCUUCGCUCAGUCGCCUCCUCUCAACUACGUGCACGACCUCAACAGGACGGAGCUGCUGAAGUUGCUGCUCACCUGUCUGUCCGAGGCCAUGUACCUCCCUCCGUCCUCGGAGAGGCGGAGCCUCAAUCCCUGGGUGUCCUUCUUUUGCUCCUCAGAGAACAGACACGCCCUGCCGCUGUUCACCUCCCUGCUCAACGUGGUGUGCGCCUACGACCCCGUCGGAUACGGCAUCCCGUACAACCACCUGCUGUUCUCCGACCAGCGGGAGCAGCUGGUGGAGCAGGCGGUGCAGAUCCUCAUCGUCAGCCUGGAGCACGAGGGCGGGUCGGCCGCCAGUGCCGCCCUGCGGGCGCUGGACUCCUGCGGUUCCCCCUCCGGCGGCGAGGAGCAGGAGCCUGCCGGGCCUGACAACCUCUUUGUGAAUUAUCUCUCCAGGAUACACCGAGAAGAGGACUUGAGCUUCAUCCUGAAAGGUCUGGCUCGGUUGAUGAACAAUCCCCUGGUCCAAACUUACCUGCCUCAUUCCGCCAAGAAGAUCCAGUUCCACCAGGAGCUGCUGAUCCUCUUCUGGAAGUUCUGUGACUACAACAAGAAGUUCCUGUUCUUCGUGCUGAAGAGCAGCGACGUGCUGGACGUGCUGGUUCCCAUCCUCUUCAGCCUGAACGACGCCAGAGCAGAUCAGUCUCGCGUGGGCCUCAUGCACAUCGGCGUCUUCAUCCUCCUGCUGCUGAGCGGGGAGAGGAACUUCGGCGUGCGUCUGAACAAGCCGUACGCUCUCCGGGUGCCGAUGGACAUCGCCGUCUUCACGGGGACACACGCUGACCUGCUGGUUCUGAUCUUCCAUAAGAUCAUAACGGGUGGACACCAGCGGCUGCAGCCGCUGUUCGACUGCCUGCUCACCAUCAUAGUGAACAUUUCUCCUUAUCUGAAGAGCCUGUCCAUGUUGGCAGCCAACAAGCUGCUCCACCUCCUGGAAGCCUUCUCCACCCCCUGGUUCCUCUUCUCCUCCCCGCAGAACCACCACCUGGUCUUCUUUCUUCUGGAGGUCUUCAACAACAUCAUCCAGUACCAGUUUGAUGGUAACUGCAACCUGGUGUACGCCAUCAUCAGGAAGAGGAACGUCUUCCACCAGCUGGCCAACCUGCCGUCCGACGGGGCGUCCAUCCAGAGGGCGCUGCAGAGGAAGAAGAAGCCCGGAGUCUCUAGGAGCAACUCUGCAGAGGCCGAGUCCACGGACGAGUCCACGCCUGCUGUUCCCGCCGGGCCCGGAUCCCUCAAAGCCAGUUUAGAGGCCACUCCAGAAAUCGAUAAGAUAACCGAGAAGUCCCAGGUGAGCUUGGACGGAACCAUGAUCACUGUGGCUGAGCCGGACUCCGCCCAGCCACCUGCAGCCGGCGAGUCCAUCCUGGAGGGGGACGGCGAGGUAAAACCAGCCCUCAGGUCCGCCGCGAGGAGUCGCUUGGCGAGGGGGUGGUCGUCCGGUACCCGGAGCGCCCGCACGGACUGGGUGUCCUUCUGGGAGAUCAAACUCCCUCUGCAGACCAUCAUGCGGCUGCUACAGGUGCUGGUCCCUCAGGUGGAGAAGAUUUGCAUCGACAAGGGUUUGACAGACGAGUCUGAGAUCUUGAAGUUCCUUCAGCACGGUACCCUGGUCGGCCUGCUGCCCGUCCCUCAUCCCAUCCUCAUCAGGAAGUACCAGGCCAACGCCGGCACGGCCAUGUGGUUCCGCACCUACAUGUGGGGCGUCAUCUACUUACGCAACGUGGACCCUCCGAUCUGGUACGACACGGACAUCCGUCUCUUUGAGAUCCAGAGGAUUUAGAAGGCGUCCGGUUGACUUUGUUCUCUUCACAAACUCACCGGUUGAUCUGAGAUCGUUUUUUACCUUCUUCCCGUUUGAACUUGGACCGGAGGAACAUGUCGCUUUCUGGUGAUCUCGAAAGAAAACAAGCAGUGAAGAUCUUGUGCUUGAUUCGUCCUGGCGAUUUUCAGAACCGUGUCAAAGCACUCACCACUUUGUAUCACAUACAACCUGUAUUAUAAGCAAUGCCAAAUGGUUAUUAAAUAUGACAUAAUCAUGAAAGGUGAUGCUUAUUGAACAUUCAUUUAUUGAACAUUUUCAUGGACCAGAAACUAAAGAUUGGAAAGGGUCAAACUAAAUAUUAUUGUAUGUUUUACCAUUUGAAACAUAUGUGUAUGCAACCAAGAUGUUGGAAUUAACUUUCAUAAAGUUGGACUGUGAAAGCAUCAAAGCUGUAAGAAAAAAAA